Chelonus insularis is the source of this 3581-nucleotide messenger RNA. It is a transcript of the gene Sym, whose product is annotated as symplekin. Lineage: Eukaryota; Metazoa; Arthropoda; Insecta; Hymenoptera; Braconidae. Gene Ontology annotation, cellular component: mRNA cleavage and polyadenylation specificity factor complex. Bases 183 to 3509 code for a protein of 1108 amino acids. The record is from RefSeq and is a predicted model, not a curated record. The transcript is spliced from 3 exons.
UCAAAGACAUGUAGAUACUUAUUUAAGCACCGCUGGUUGUUAUCUAUUUUUUAAUAAUUUUAUUAUUAUAUAUAAAUAUAAAUUAAUAAAAAUAGUUUAAUAAAUCUAUUUUGUUGAAUAAUUUAUUCAAGAUAUAAUAAUAAUAUCCGUUCAAAUACUCGUGGUUUCUGUGAAAAAAUAGAAUGGAUCCAAGAUUACAUCGACGAAUGGAAGUUGAUAAUACUGAGGAGAUGAUAAAAACAUGGCUAAAUGAAGUAAGCGGAAGUAUGAGCCCACAAGUGAAAGUUCAUAAUUUAUUAAAAAUCCAAGAGUAUCUAAUAAAUAAAGAUCCUCAUUUAUUGGGGAAUUUUUUGGACGAUAUUUUACUAUUUUGUGCCGAUUUGAUGUCCGAAGUCAGAACAGUUAUUGCUGCAUUCAUUGAAGAGGCUGGAGACAAGCAACCGGAAAAAAUUCCUUCAAUGCUCCAAUCUCUUUCACGAUUAGUAUUAGAUAAUACUCCAGCAGUGGCAAAAAGAGCAUUGAGAGCAAGUGGAAGAAUAUUAAGAUCUGCUUUAAAAUGGAUCGUGAGUGCAGUAGUGGUGACUCCAGAAAUGGAAGCUGCUUGGAAUGAGCUGAGUUCACUGAAAGUUCAAAUAGUCAAUUUGAUAGAUAGUGACAAUGAUGGUAUAAGAACGCAAGCAGUAAAAUUUCUUGAAGGUGUUGUUCUUCUACAAACAUAUCCAGAUACAAAUGCCCCAAAAAAGCCUGAAGAUUUUUCAUUAGAAGAUGUUCCGUUGACUUUAAAAAUUGCACGAAGACGAAAACUCGAAGAAGAAGCUAAUCAUGUAAUGGACUUACUAAUAAAAUUUCAUGGCUCUCAACACAUAAGCAGUCUAAAUCUAAUGACUUGUAUGGGAAGUCUAGCGUUAAUAGCGAAAAUGCGUCCACAGUUUAUGCCAAGAGUAAUUCAAGUUCUCCAACGAUUACAAGGUAAUUUUCCGCCUACCUUAUCUGGAUCUCAAGAGGAGAGUGUUAAAAAACAAUUAAAAAUGACAUGGCUAGGUUUAAUGAAACAUCCAUCAAGUAUUGAAUUUGUAUCAACAAUAGCUAAACAACUUACACAGCUUGGUACGAAAGAGCAAGAUAUUAUGAAAGCCUAUCCAAAACAGGAGGACAUCAGAAAAAUGAAGAAACGUCAACAAGAAGCGGCAGCUGCUACAGCAGCUAAGAAAGCAAAACUAGAAACCAUCAUUCCAGAAGAAAGUGAACCUUCAAGUCCACUCCCUGUAAUCCCCAAGCUUCCAGAGCUUAUAGAAUUAUCAGAAAGUUUUAUUGCUGAACGUUUAAGCGUAGAAAUUGCUACAGAUUUAGUUAUGGAUAGCAUGACAUGGGUCCCUGACACUAUGACGUCGAUAUUUCAACGUGAGUAUCAACCUAGUGUAUCGGGAGAUCUUAAUGUUCAACGACAAGCAAUAGCUAAAUUGUUAUCAGCACAAAUAAAACAAGCAAAGGCCAAAGCAAUUAAGAAAGAUAUCAAAGAAGAGGAAGCGGUAAUGGAAGAUUUGAUUAAAAAUCCUACGAUUACAGUAGCUGAAGUUAAACGUGAAAGAAAGCGUGAAAAAGAUCGAGAGAAGGAAAAAGAGGCAAAAGCAGUUAUAGAGGCUCAUGAAAAAACCCUUACUAAAAAUAGGAAUAGAGUAAAGGUAUUGAAGUUAGCAGAAGUUACGAAACCUUUACCUCAGGAAGUAAAAGAAAAGAUGCUUCUAUUAGCUGUGAAUAGAGUUUUGCAGGCAGAAAAAAGUGCUGUUUUCGGUGGAGUCUCUUCAGUAAGAUCGAAAAUUUUAACAACUCUUGCAGCAACGUUUACUCCUCAUAUAAAAGAAACUGUACUAAGAUAUAUCACGGAUGAUAUGAGAUCUAGGUUGGAUCUAGCAUUAGGAUGGUUGUAUGAAGAGUAUGCAUUGUUUGUAGGAUUUCAAAGACGAACUACUCUUGGAACUAAACCUCAUGAAGCUCCUUUACAAGCUUACAAUUUUCUUAUUUGCACUUUAGUAUCAGCUAUUGAUUUAAUUCAAGGCAAAGAUCGAGAUAUUUUAAUGUCUAGACUUUAUUUAGAAGCGCCAUUGAUUACUGAGGAUGCAGUUGAAGCAUUAAAAAUGGUGUCUUGUGAUGAAUCGAGAGGUUUAGCUCCUUUGACAUUACUCAAGGAAAUGGUGGUAAGAAGACCACCAAAACAAUUGAAUUUUUUAAAUGUUUUACUUUGUCAUACCGGCCAUGAAAAGUCUAUAAUUCGAGAGACAGCAAUUAAUCUUGUUGUAGAGUUGUACAGUCGACCAGAACUUAGUAAAUUAAUUGAGGAAUAUGCAAUUUUGUAUCUAGGUUUUUUGAGGUUGCCAAAUCCUCCGGAAAUUGUUUUUGGAUCUGAUCGAGGCAGACCACAAGUUGAAGAUCAGUGGACAGAAUCGACAACUAGAGCAUGUCUGAGUCUUUACUUAGCAUUAUUGGAGAAGCAUCAAGAUCUUAUUCAUGAAUUGGCGAGGAUUUAUACGUUUAUGGGUGCUGAUGUUAAGAGAAUAGUUUUGAGAUUGGUUGAAACUCCUGUCCGAUCUCUUGGAAUGGCUUCUCCUCAACUUUUGUCUCUUGUAGAAACGUGUCCAAAGGGUGCUGAAACUUUGGUAACAAGAAUAAUUCAUAUUUUAACUGAAAAAUCAGCACCUAGUGCUGAGCUUGUGGCAAGAGUUCGUGAGCUUUAUCAAACCAGAGUAUCUGAUGUAAGAUUUUUGAUCCCUGUUCUGAAUGGGUUAACCAAGAAGGAAGUGGUUGCUGCUCUUCCAAAGUUAAUCAAACUCAACCCUAUUGUGGUGAAAGAAGUAUUUAAUAGGCUUUUGGGAACUAAUGAUAGCGGGAUACCGCACACUUCUCCAGUCACUCCGGCAGAAUUGUUAAUAGCAUUACAUAAUAUUGACUCCAAUAAAGCUGAGUUAAAAACCGUUAUUAAAGCUACAUCACUGUGUUUCGCUGAAAAACAGGUGUAUACUCAGGAAACUUUAGCGGUGGUUAUGCAACAUCUGAUGGAAAUGAAUCCAUUACCAACUUUAUUAAUGCGAACCGUAAUUCAAAGCCUUACUUUAUAUCCAAGGUUAAGUGGAUUUGUAAUGAAUAUCCUGCAAAGAUUAAUUCUCAAACAAGUUUGGAAGCAACCCAAAGUGUGGGAAGGAUUCGUUAAGUGCUGUGAAAGAACUCAACCCCAAAGCUUUGCUGUAAUUUUACAAUUACCUCCUCAACAAUUAUCAAAUGCAUUGAAAAUGUCGCCAGGACUCAAGGCACCUCUUCUUGCUCAUAUUGAUACAUUUGCAGAAAAUCAGAAGGCACACAUUUCAUCAUCAGUCAUGGAUGUUCUUCAAGGAAAACAACCAGUUGAUAUGCACGAUGAGUUUGAUAUUGCUCCUCCUGGAGAUUUUGUGGGUGAACAAAAAAUUGAAACUAUUGAUACUGAUCUCUCUGAACCUGCACCUCCUGGUUUAGAGUAGAGUGUAUGGAAAUAAGUAUUCCUAAUGUAAAUUAACAAUCUAUGAAAAUAAAGAUAAAGUGGUUAUUUAAAA